ACAUAAAUUGUUGAAACUGUCUGAUAAAUCAUAAUUACACGAUGGAUGAGACAUUAAUUGCUACCAUCAAUAAACUUCAGGAUGCAUUAGCUCCUUUAGGAGGUGGAUCAUCUUCACCAGUUGAUUUGCCCCAGAUCACCGUAGUGGGAUCUCAAUCAAGUGGGAAAUCUUCUGUAUUAGAAAAUAUUGUUGGUAGAGAUUUUUUACCAAGAGGUACUGGUAUUGUUACUAGAAGACCAUUAGUAUUACAAUUAAUUAAUAGAAGAGCUAAUCCUAAGACUUCUGCUAAUGAUUUAAUUAAUAUUAAUACUACUAAGGAAAAUGGUGAAGCAUCUGAAAAUAAUGCUGAUGAAUGGGGGGAAUUCUUACAUUUACCUAAUAAGAAAUUUUUCAAUUUUGAAGAAAUUCGUAAUGAAAUUGUUAGAGAAACUGAUGCAAAAACUGGUAAAAAUUUAGGAAUUUCUCCAGUUCCAAUUAAUUUAAGAAUUUAUUCACCUCAUGUUUUAACUUUAACAUUAGUUGAUUUACCAGGUUUAACUAAAGUUCCAGUAGGUGAUCAACCAAAAGAUAUUGAAAGACAAAUUAGAGAUAUGAUUAUGAAAUUUAUUUCAAAACCAAAUGCUAUUGUAUUAUCAGUUAAUGCUGCUAAUACUGAUUUAGCAAAUUCUGAUGGUUUAAAAUUAGCUAGAGAAGUUGAUCCUGAAGGUGCUAGAACCAUUGGUGUAUUAACUAAAGUUGAUUUAAUGGAUGAAGGUACCGAUGUUAUUGAUAUUCUUGCUGGUAGAGUUAUUCCUUUAAGAUUUGGUUAUGUUCCUGUUAUUAAUAGAGGUCAAAAAGAUAUUGAAUCUAAAAAGACCAUUAGAGAUGCCUUAAAAGAUGAAAGAGCCUUUUUUGAAAAUCAUCCAUCUUAUAGAGCUAAAGCUCAUUAUUGUGGUACACCUUAUUUAGCUAAGAAAUUAAAUGGUAUUUUAUUACAUCAUAUUAAGGGAACUUUACCUGAUAUUAAAAUGAGAAUUGAACAUUCAUUAAAGAAAUAUCAAAGUGAAUUAGCUUUAUUAGGACCAGAAAUGGCUGAAAGUCCAACAUCAAUUGUAUUAAAUAUGAUUACAAAUUUUAGUAAAGAUUAUAAUGAAAUUUUAGAUGGUGAAGCUAAAGAAUUAAGUUCUCAAGAAUUAAGUGGUGGAGCUCGUAUAUCUUUUGUUUUCCAUGAAAUCUUUAAGAAUGGGAUUUCUGCUUUAGACCCAUUUGAUCAAAUUAAGGAUACUGAUAUUAGAACUAUUAUGCAUAAUACAAGUGGUUCAGCUCCUUCAUUAUUUGUUGGAACUCAAGCAUUUGAAGUCUUAGUUAAACAACAAAUUCAUAGAAUGGAAGAACCAUCUGUUCGUUGUAUUAAUUUAAUUUUUGAUGAAUUGGUUAGAAUUUUAUCCCAAAUUCUUUCUCAACCUCAAUAUUCUCGUUAUCCUUCUUUAAAAGAGCAAGUUUCACAACACUUUAUUCAAUUCUUAAGAGAAGCUCUUAUUCCUACAAAUAAAUUUGUAACUGAUAUUAUUGAUUCUGAAGAAACUUAUGUUAAUACUGCUCAUCCUGAUUUAUUAAAGGGAUCUCAAGCUAUGUCAAUUGUAGAAGAAAAAUUCCAUCCAAAGCCUCAAAUUGCUGUUGAUCCAAAGACUGGUAAACCAUUACCUCCAGCUCAACAUCCUCAAUCUCCAUCACCACUGCAACAACAAAAUAAAGAGGAUGUUAAUGGAUUCUUUGGAGGAUUUUUCUCAUCCAAGAAUAAGAAGAGAUUACAAUCAAUGGAAGCUCCACCACCAGUAUUAAGAGCUACUGGUAGUAUGUCUGAAAGAGAAACUAUGGAAACUGAAGUUAUUAAAUUAUUAAUUUCUUCAUACUUUAAUAUUGUUAAGAGAACCGUAGCAGAUAUAGUUCCUAAAGCUAUUAUGUUAAAAUUGAUUGUAAGAUCUAAAAAUGAAAUUCAAAAGGAACUCUUGGAAAAAUUAUAUAGUUCACCUGAAUUAGCUGAUUUAGUUAAAGAGAAUGAAGUUACUGUCCAAAAGAGGAAAGAGUGUGUGAGAAUGGUUGAAGUGUUAAGAAAUGCCAGUGAGAUUGUUUCUAGUGUUUAGGGGCAUUAUGUUUAUAAUUUUAAUUUUAAUAUAUGUAGAAGAUUAAUAGUAGAA
Molecule: messenger RNA, 2177 nt
Organism: Scheffersomyces amazonensis
Lineage: Eukaryota; Fungi; Ascomycota; Pichiomycetes; Serinales; Debaryomycetaceae
Gene: VPS1
Product: dynamin-like GTPase
Exons: 1
Coding region: 42-2123 (693 amino acids)
Cellular component (GO): membrane; microtubule; cytoplasm
Molecular function (GO): GTP binding; microtubule binding; GTPase activity
Source: RefSeq, a predicted model, not a curated record